Molecule: messenger RNA, 2259 nt
Organism: Pochonia chlamydosporia 170
Lineage: Eukaryota; Fungi; Ascomycota; Sordariomycetes; Hypocreales; Clavicipitaceae
Product: exocyst complex component Sec6
Exons: 1
Coding region: 1-2259 (752 amino acids)
Biological process (GO): exocytosis; exocyst localization
Cellular component (GO): exocyst
Molecular function (GO): SNARE binding
Source: RefSeq, a predicted model, not a curated record
AUGGAUGACGGCCCUGUGCCCAAGCUGUCCGAGCUGCUCCGGCACGCAGAUGACCUCGACAAGAUCCCCGCGCUGAAGCAGGAAUUCUCGCGAAAAAAGGGAGCCGUGGACGGCCAGCUACGAAAUGGACUCCGCGAGCAGCUCGAAACCACUCAAUCGGGCAUGACGGGGUUGAGCGACGGCCAAAAGACCGUCCAGCUGAUCAAGGAAGAGAUGAUGAAGAUUGACCGCCUGUGCUCCGAAUCGCAAACCAUGAUCAAAGACUUUGCCAGCAUCAACCUGGUGUCUCAAGCGCACAGGAACUUUGUCGCUGUCGAAACCAUGAGGCGCGACCUGGAGACCUUUGACGAUCGGCUGGCCAUCGUGGACAGAAUGCUGAAGGCAGACGAGGAGGACAACGAAAAUAUGCCCAACUUGCUGCCGUCCCACAUUGAGCUGACGCAGCUGAGAAACAUACGAGACGACGCCAUGGAGCAAAUUCAGAGGGCGGAAGACCCGGGGCUGGAAACCACGUUGGAGGACUACUUUGCGAAGCUGGACGACAUGAUUGACAAGUUUGAUACCCAUGUUGGUCUUUUGGCCAUGAACCUGAUCAAUCUUGUUGUCAAUGAGAACAAUGGCCUCAUUGUUCGAUUUGCUGUAGUUAUAGAAGCCGAGGAGAAGAGCGACCAGCGAGUGUUGGCGCUACAAGAAGCCCUCAAGGACCACGAGGAAAUGGCAGCGCGAUUCCAGAGCAUCACCGAUGGCGCCAAGAAAGUCCGCGGCUACAAGGAAAAGUUCAUCGAGGCCAUCAAGAUCAGUGCCGAACAACAAUUUGACGGAUCACGCAUCGACUUUCUCGAGGACGCCACGAAGCUUGACAAGAUCAUGAAGUGGUACUUCAACGACCUGAACGCCGUGCGCGUUGGUAUGACGCCGCUCAUGCCCAAGAGAUGGAAGAUUGGCAAGACAUACGCCGACAUCUACCACCAGCUCAUGCACGACUGGCUCGUCGGCAUGGUCGACGACCCGGAGAGCACGUCCGGCCACCGACUGGAAAUCAUCAGCUUCCCCGAGAAAUACUACAAAAAGAUGGCCAAGCUGGGCUACAACCAAGAAGACCUCACCCCCCACGUCAUUGACAACCGCGAGACCGAACUGGUCCGCGACUUCCGCCAACUCAUCAUCAGGCUGCUCGACGAAUGGAUCGAGCGCAUCUUUGCGCAAGAAAAGCGAGACUUUGCCGAGCGCAACGUCGAGGGCUCCAACCUCGACCAAGACGAGUACGGCUACUUCCGCACCAAGAACCUCAUCGCGCUCUGGCGCAUGCUCCGCGAGCAAAUCGACACGGGCGCCAACUCCAAACGCUCCGACGUGAUGGAGGGCGUCAUCGACGCCAUGUUCCUCCGCCUGCGCACCCGCCAGCAGAACUGGCAGCGCAUGCUCGACGACGAGGCAUCCCGCUACGAGACCGGCAAGGUCCCCGAGCUAGAAGGCUUCCAGGCCCUCCAGGACUGGCUCGUCGCCACAGCCAACGACCAAAUCGCCUGCAUCGACGACAACGAAGAGGAAUCCCGCCUCGGCUACCUGUCCUCCUUCCGCGCCGCCUUCGAACCCCACGUCACGCCGCAGUACCUCGAGCGCGGGGACGCGGAGCUCAGCGCCCUGCGCGACCAGUACCUCGACUUCUCGACCUGGUGCAUCACCAAGUUCGCCCAGCUCAUCUUCGCAAUCGACUUCAAGGCCGUCAUGCCCGACUUCUUCACCCCAAAAUGGUACGCCAACACCGCCAUGAAGCAAAUGGUCGUCACCUUUGAGGAAUACGUCGCCGACUACCGACAGGUCCUGCACCACUCCCUCGUCGACAUCUUCAUCGAGAUCUUUGCAGACGAGCUCCUCGUCCGGUACUUGUCGUCCGUGCGCAACAAGGGCGCCAAGUUUCGUCGCGCGGACCCCUUUCGCGAUAAGCUCUUCAACGAUAUCUCCACCGCCUUUGAGUACUUUAGUAGUUUGCCGAAUCCGGAUGUAGGUAACUCCAUCAAGCAGACGUGGAGGGUUACAGAGCCGUUUUUGGGUCUUCUCAGCUGUGAUAAGGAUGCUGUGGCGGAUCAGUUCGCUUCCUUCAAGGCCGCGUAUUGGGACUUGCAGAUUUCCUGGGUGGAGGCUGUGCUGCGGUCGAGGGAUGACUUUGAGAGGAGCAUGUUGAAUGCGGUGAAGGCGAGGGCCGCGCAGAUGGAGGUUGUGAGGGGGCCGGAGACAAUUAUGAGUAAGGUGAAGUAG